UAUCUAGAUUUUUAACAUUACUUCAUCAGCAUUGCCAAAUAUUGGUUACUUCGUAUCUAAUUUUAUUCGAAUAUAUUGCAUAUAAACCGAUAAAAACAGAUAAAACUAACACAAAUCUAUAUUACUCCAUUAUCGCUCAUCUAACGAGUGUGAACUUACUUCCUUUCUAAUUAAAACUUCCGGUUGUCAUUUUUUAAAGAAUUUGGACCUCGACCUUUUCUAUGAUUAAACUGCUUUUAUUGCAAAAUGGAAAUUGCACCGUGGCUAAAAUCUCUUAUUAUCGCAUUCACGGCGAUUCCAAUAACUUACAAUGUGAAUUUAGUGCAGACAAUGGAGUUAGAAGGAAUGAUACCAUUGAUUGGAUUCUCAAUAUUAUUAGGUGUUGUCAUGGUUAUGUACUUUCUCCUUAGGGAGAACAGACCACAUGAUCCAUUCUACUACUUCUAUACCCUCGCAUCAUUUGGUGCAAUCUGUAGUAUGUUGAUUGCUCUGGAGGCCGACAAGUAUAUCAAUGGAUUCUUCGCAUUUUAUUUCAAGAACGGGGAAGUGUAUCUAACAACACCAUAUGGAGCUCUAUGUUCGUAUUGGGAUGGAACGGGACAUUUAGCAAUGUAUUUGCUUAUGAUGCGUGCCAUUUCCAACAAACAGAACUACAGGAUACUAGGACUUUACUGGGCAGGCUCACUAAUCAACAGUAUGAUUGUUCUUUUAGUCGGCAGCGUCGUUGGGAACUUUGGAAUCAAAUCCGCUUAUCUUAUGAACAUGCCAUGGUUCAUUUUCCCGAUUAUUGCAACAGGAUGCUUUUUAAAGCAAAGACCAAACCAGAGCAUAUCAGUUAAAAUGGCUAAUGAACAUCAUGUUACUAUCUUCCAACGGCCUCAAGAUAUCUUCUUUAUACUUUACCUUGUCGCAGCCUUGGUAGUUUCAAUAAUCCGUGGAUUUUCACUGCUCGGAUGUGACAUGGAAUUUUUCACAAGUUACCUGAGUAACAUUGAGCCUUAUUUGAAUGAUCCCGCUUCUUACGGAAAAAUGCAAGGAUUUGUUUACUUCUUUUACUUUUCACUUUACUACGUGAUGGCAAUUUAUGGAUUUCUUUCCCCUGGUCAGUCAUGGAUGGUUGACUGGUCCAUGAUUCAUGCAGGAGCAGCGAUUCAAUCCCAAGUAUGCUUCAUAGGAGGAGCCCUUUACCCAAGAACCCCAGCUGAUUUUAGAGUAAAGAUGUUUCCACAAGGAAACAUGUGGUUCUGGUUAAUUAAUCUUGGGCUUGCCAUUGUGCCUCAGUUGAUCGCUUAUCGCUGUUACAAUCAAAGAAAGUUCUUUACACCACAAGUCAGUAAGAAACAAUAUUGAAUCAUAAUGGAUUCUAAACAUUUAAAAAUACUGUAAAGUG
Molecule: messenger RNA, 1390 nt
Organism: Owenia fusiformis
Lineage: Eukaryota; Metazoa; Annelida; Polychaeta; Sabellida; Oweniidae
Source: the annotation of a GenBank genome assembly